UCGCUGAAGUCAAUAGCGGAAGUGGUGUCAUUUUGCUCAUCCACUUCCUACCCUCCGAUUGACACGCAUUCACCGGCCAACUCGGCUUAUUAUUUUUUGUCGCCACCCCGCCGGUUCACGUCUGUAGCUGCUGGUGCUGUUUUAUGAUCGGUCGUUUGUUCGGUAACGUGUCACAGAGGGUGCCGAGCUUGCUGUACCGGGUGUCGCUAAUGAUGAAGCCGCAGGUUGUGUUCGUGCUGGGCGGGCCUGGCGCAGGCAAAGGGACCCAAUGCUCCAAAAUCGUGGAGAGCUACAAUUACACACAUUUGUCAGCUGGAGACUUGCUGAGAGCAGAGCGGGCUAGAGAGGGGUCAGAGUUUGGACAGCUCAUUGGCAACUACAUCAAGGAGGGCAAAAUUGUCCCUGUGGAGAUCACCAUCAACUUACUCAAGAAGGCAAUGGAAGAGACCAUGCAGAAAGAUGAGAAAAAGUUCCGUUUCCUCAUAGACGGUUUCCCCCGCAACGAGGACAACCUUCAGGGGUGGAACAAUGUCAUGGAUGGCAAAGCAGAUGUCAAAUUUGUGCUUUUCUUUGACUGCGGCAAUGAGGUUUGCAUCGACAGAUGUCUAGAAAGAGGGAAAAACAGUGGACGCACUGAUGACAACAGGGAAAGCUUGGAGAAAAGAAUCCAAACCUACCUGCAGUCCACGCAGCCAAUCAUUAAACUGUAUGAGAAACACGGAAAGGUGCGCACUGUAGACGCCUCUCGCUCUGUGGAUAAGGUGUUUGCUGAUGUGAAAGCCAUUCUAGACAAAGAAGGUUGAGUUUUUCCAGCUGCCAACUGCAUUCAUUUACCCUUUUUUAGUUUUCUUUUUAUCAACUGCCAGUACACUAUAAUACGUUUUUACUUUUGGUUAAUUUUUUUUUGUUUUCCAUCUCUUUUGUAAAAUGUUGCACUGUUUGUUUGUGAAUAUGUGUACAAUAUGUAUUGGUAUGGAUGAGAAGUAUUGUUGCCUAGCAGCUACUUGUGAUCAACAUGCCAUGCUCAGAAGAGCUCACAGCUCGUCUGCACUCUUUCAUCAUAGUUUGAGGCCUUUGCAUAGGAACAAAUUGUAUCACUUCUAGUAGUGGAAGUAGCUUUAAAAAAAAAUGGUAUAUAGCGUAUCACUAAUGUCUUCAGAGUAUCAUGUCAUUGGAAGCUGCCAUAAUGCUUCAGACCAAAUAGUUUGACCUGAUGACGGCCGGCUGGGAUUGAUUUAAGACUGACUGAACAUCCAAUAGCCUCCAAAUAAAAUGCAUAAAACAUCUGUCUCAUGUUUAAUGGACAGUACUACAGAGGCUGUUGCUUUUGUGCCAUUUAGAGUUAUCCGGUAUAUAUUUCUGUGGUAGAUGCCCAAUUCAUCAAUGCAUAUUUGACUUCGUAUCUGAACGUCUCGACAUGGUCCAUCACAGCUAUGACACUUGGGACUAAUCAUAGAGAAAACAUAAAGGAUUUGUCAAAUCUGUACUGUAUCAGCUUGAAGGAGGGGGCUAAAACUCAAAAGUAAAAAAUAUUUUUUUCCUUU
Molecule: messenger RNA, 1544 nt
Organism: Perca flavescens (yellow perch)
Lineage: Eukaryota; Metazoa; Chordata; Actinopteri; Perciformes; Percidae
Gene: cmpk1
Product: cytidylate kinase
Exons: 6
Coding region: 144-803 (219 amino acids)
Biological process (GO): 'de novo' pyrimidine nucleobase biosynthetic process; pyrimidine nucleotide biosynthetic process
Molecular function (GO): ATP binding
Source: RefSeq, a predicted model, not a curated record